This is a messenger RNA of Parnassius mnemosyne (clouded apollo), 4656 nucleotides long. Lineage: Eukaryota; Metazoa; Arthropoda; Insecta; Lepidoptera; Papilionidae. The record is from the annotation of a GenBank genome assembly.
AGUGUCAGUCAGUCAGUGUAUGAAAACAAAAUUUUAGGCCGAGAGAUAUUAGAUUUUAGUUGUUUUUAUAAUGAAAUAAACAUAUUCCGGCCUCAUUUUUUGUGAAACAUUAAUUGUUACAAUACUCAUUUGUGUAGAAUGUAUUCCACGAUGAAUGGAUUGUAUUCUGAAGGCCCAUACAGGUUAGACUUUUCGAUCGUAUUUUUUGCAAUGCUUAUUUUUUUCUCUUUUCGUCUUAUUUGUACGAAACAGCAACCCAGAAAUAUAUUUUUAAUAUGUUAUUUAUGCAUAGAUUCAAUGUUAAUUUGUCAACCCGUUGUAUUACGUUUAAUUUUUAUAAGUAUACGGUUGAAGUGAUUUCACUUCGAUUUCACUAACGGUAUUCGAUUUCGAAUGUAAAUGUGGUUAUUAUUAUUAUUAUUCUAAUUUCGUUAUUCAUAGUUUUCUUUGAAUAAAAUUGUAUUCAAAGAAAAUGAUGGUGUCUUCCACUUAUAUUAAACAUGUUUUACACACCUAAAAUUUAUUAUAGCAUGUGCUUAGAAGUAUUUAUUUACAGUUAGUUUUAUUCAUAAAAGUUAUAAAACAUUAAAUCGCAAUUAUAAGUAAGGUGGCUAAAUACCCCAUCCUCAGACUGGUUGGGUAGAAUCCUCUGAACCUGGCCUCUGGGAGCUUCUGAGGUUCCUACGGCACCACAAUUUGAUUUGUAGUUGUGCUGGCUUCUGCCUAAAGCUGGCAGUAUUAGAUUAAUUCCCAUAAAUAUUUUUUUAUUCUAUUUUUUACUAUAGCUCAGGCAUUUGUCCCGCCACAGAAGAGGAAGCAAUUAGCUCUCUACUAUGAGAACAUAGCUCAAAAAACGAACAAUAGAUAUAGAUCCCGUGUUAAUAAAAGAGAUAUGUAUAUUAAUAGUUGAUCACUGACUGUUCACACAGCUGACGAGAAAUCUUUCUUCAUUAGUUUAUAGCAGUGACAAGAGUUAUCAAAGAAAAACUUGCCUUGGGAUGCUUGCUUGGUGGUCAGGACACACACCGAAGGGCCAACCAGCAGUGAUUUUACUCUACAGUGGGGAUCUGGGUGCACUCACUUACAGCCUAGUGGCAAAACUAUCACAACUACACACUCGCUGCUCACCAACAAUUAUCCAGUUCCUAGCUAUAUUUGCUUCUUGUUUGUUUUUGUGACAAAAUUAUUCUUUUAUGCACUCCCUGCUACAAAUAACUAAGUUGACAAUGAUAGGUCAUUGCUUUAUGCUUUAUACAUACACAACCAAAACGACAAUAGGGUGCAGAAAUAUUGACAAUAGCUCUGUUUCCUUAGCAAAUUCGGAGCAACCAAAUUUCAGGGAAAUUUUAUUUGCUUUAGUAUAUUCUCUGGGUUUUAAUAUUUGUUGCAGUUUUACACAAUUUAAUUCAUAAAAUAAAGGCAAGCCAGAGUUUCACAAUAAAAUUCUUAGUAUUCUUAGCAAAUCUUAAACAGGCAUAGCUUUUAGGAAAGCACCAUCUGUGUGACGUAAAAUUAUCAACUUAAAAUAUGUGCUUCUACUUUUGUUAAGCACUUUUCUGUUGUUGCAUACUCCAAAGGGUAAAUUGGAGCCUUAUUGUGAUAGUGACAUUACACUGCCAUCUGUCUAUUUGUGUUUGUUUGUUUGUCUGUCAGUCUGUUCAUCCAUAUGUCACGGAUUCCUAGUUUUAAAUGAUAUGAGUUAAUGACCUGAAAUUUGGGCAGUUGGUAUAGCAUGUUAGCCAUAAACAAAUACAAAAUUUUCAAUUUAAUGAAAUUAUUUUUCAGGAUUGUCUCCAAAAGCAAAAAGGAGGGGAAUUAUUUUUUUUCCUACCCUAGCUCGUGGGGUGUUACCCAGUGCUAGUUAUUAAAACAUAAAAAUCAAAAAUGCUUAAGGUGCUAACCUUAGAGCAUUUUACUCUACUGUCUGGCAAGGGGCAUUGUGUUCCAACAUUGCAAUAAUGAAUAAAAUGAAUAAAUGAACUAAAAUUCAGAAUUAAUAACAAAUUUCUGGAAGUUUUAUUAAUAACACCAUUAGUAUUUUAAAAUUCGUCAGAUUUUGCACUUAUUCCGUUUAGCCACCCAGAAUAGCCACACUAAGGUAAAGCCCGGAAAUGUAUGUUUGUGUAUCCCUCUUCAGACUGAUUUUUUCCCUCAACUAUGUAUAGACUGGUCUAAUGUCCAAACAAUCUUUUUGGAAUGAUGAUAAUAACAUAGGGGCUUUUUGAAAAUAAUAUAAAAAGAGUUGACUUAUGGACUAAGAUUUUGUGGCUAUUUGUAAUUCUUGUGAAGUAUGUCACAGGACUACAAAUUCUUUAGAAUUUUGGCAUGAAACAAUUGCUAAUGAACUUCAAGUCAAACAUCCAAUCUUAGUAAAUUUGCAAAAAAGCUCUCAGUUUUUCGCUAACACAUCGGUUAUAGAAAACAAUUUUAAAAAAGGGUUAGAAAUUUAUAUUUAUAAAGACACAUUUAUCCUUGAAACCCAAAUAGAUAUAUUAGAUAAAAUAUUUAACAAUGCAGCACAACAGAUGUUAAUGUGAAAGAAGAGAGAGAUAAGUGUCAGGAUCAUGCCAAAUGGAAGUUAAUAAAUAGUCUCUGCCUAUCCCUUUGGGUGACAGGUGGAGAACUUAUGUUUCAUUCGUUUAACAAUGAUAAUUUAAGUUUAACAAUACUAUUUAUAAUAUAGAAUGAUUCAAUUUCAUUUCAAUAUAAUAUUAAGGUUUUAGUUUAAGUUUGUCAUUUCAAAAUGUGUAGUUUCUGUCUAAAUAAAUAAUAGUCUAUUACUUACAUUUUUUAUGUAUCAUUUUAUCCAUUACUUACAUUAUUUAUUUAUAUACCUUAUAUUUUAUCAUAAUUGGUCUUUAAAAAUCGAAUAACUGUAUUGAAUUCUGUUAUUCCACCCCUUCUGGGUUGGAUACAGCACCACAUGAUUCCGAGAAUACACCUUAAGGUGUAAGGUGUAAGGUUUUGGGUGCUUAAACAGAAUAAGUAGAAUUUUCAGAGAUUUAAAUUACUGCAAUUAUUGAAUAAAAUCAACUUUUUUUUUCAUUAAAGAAAUCUUUUUGCUUUUUUAGGCCAUCUAUGUCCCAGGGUACAGUAGUCCACAGUCAUCGUUUUCAAGAGAAAGAUUUCACAGUUGCAACACCAGAAGAGUUUGUCAGGAGAUUCCAGGGCACCAAACCCAUUAAUAAGGUGCUGAUUGCGAACAACGGUAUUGGCGCAGUGAAAUGUAUGCGUUCAAUCCGAAGAUGGUCUUACGAGAUGUUCAAGAACGAACGCGCUGUGCGUUUCGUUGUCAUGGUAGGUUAUUUUUAAUCUUCAUUAAAUAAACUAUGUAGUUGCAGUGUAAGAGAAUCAAUUACCCCAUAUCAUCUCUGGAUGUUGUGAUACAUAGGCUGCACUAAAAGUAAAUCGGUAAUGGAAUAUUUCCACUGUUCCUGUCAUAUUAAAAUCUUUUUAAUUGUAAACUCCUUGGUUUUAAAAAUCGAAUACCAUUUAUUUAUUUAAAAAAAGAUUCUCGGUCUUGUCACAAGGUUUUGUCAAACUUGUUUAGUCGUUGAGAAAAUGGAAUUGACUCGAGAAAUUCAAGAGCGAUGAUUUAUUAUGACUCGAAGUGUUUUAACACAAAAACAGUGUGUUGACCGGAUGAUUUCUGCAUUUGGUGAUGAAGCCCCAUCCAAAACCACAAUUUAUGGCUGGUUUGCUGAAUUUCAACAUGGACGUGUCAAGCUCAGUGAUGAUCCCCGUCAAGGUCGUCCAAAAACUGCAGUCACCCAAGAAAACGUUGAUGCUGUGCGUAAGCUGAUUGAGGAAGAUCGACAUGUGACAUACCGCGAAAUUCAGGCAACUUUAGAUAUUGGCAUGAGUCAAAUACAAAUAAUCUUGCAUGAACAAUUAGGUGUAAAAAAGUUGUUUUCUCGAUGGAUACCGCAUUCGCUCUGUGAAGAGCAAAAAGCGGCUCGCUUUACUUGGUGCGUCAGAACUCUCGAAAGAUUCCACGCAGGAUCCUCAAAUGCUGUAUACAACAUCGUAUCAGGUGAAGAAUCCUGGUGAAUCCUGGAAAAUGAGUUAAAGCCAACAAAAAUUGUUCGUUCACGGAGUGUUGCAAAAAAAAUGGUGGCCACCCGGCCAUGUUACGACUAUUCCUCUUGAGGGACAAAGAACGGUUAAUGCAGAAUGGUAUGCUAGCAUUUGUUUGCCACAGGUCGUUUCUGAACUCAGUAAAGAGAACUGCAACCGCCGCAUCAUCCUCCAUCACGACAAUGCGAGUUCUCACACCGCACAUAGAACAAAAGAGUUUUUAGAGCAAGAAAACAUAGAAUUAUUAGACCAUCCGCCGUACAGCCCCGACCUAAGCCCUAAUGAUUUCUAUACUUUCCCUAAAAUAAAGAAUAAAUUGCGUGUCGUGCUGUGGACGCCUACAAAACGGCCAUUUUGGAGACCCCAACUUCCGAAUGGAAUGGUUGCUUCAAUGAUUGGUUCCAUCGUAUGGAAAAAUGUGUCAAAUUUCGCGGAGAAUACUUCGAAAAGCAAUAAAUACAUUUUUCAAUGGUAAUGUUGUGUCACUUCCUUGAUUCCCGAAAUUUUCAGUGCCGCCCUCGUACGCGACAGAAAGGAAUCAAACAGGAAAUGGGCAGUAGUAUCUUCCUGAUAACAAUU